AUGGAAUAAUAUCAAAAUAAAAACUCACAAGCUUUAAAGUUGAAUUCUUAUGAAGUAAGAUUGUAAUGGAGCUGCAAUGAUUCACAAGAUUAUUUACACGUUGAUUUACAUCUGUGGAGCUUAAUAUUGGAUGACCUCUCUUAAAUAGUGGGUUGGGUUGACUAAAGAUAAAAAAGCUCUACUUUAUUAGAUGUCAAGUUUUCAGAAAAUUAAAGAGAAACUAUCGAAGAAAAAUAAAAUCAAAUGCUUAAAAUUAACCUUUCAGAUUGCUAAUACGGAAUCAAAUACUUAGCAAUUAUGCCAUAUUCAACUCAACCCCUCUCUCUUUAUAAGCUGAAAACUGCAUUUUUAGAAGUGCUUGAAAAUAACAAACCUAUUUUGAAAAUCAAUCUUUGGGAAGAAGAGCAAUUUUUUUGCUAUUUGUCAUGUAUCUUCUCAAAACAAUAUGAUGGUACUUGGAUUCUCUAUCAGACAAAAGUACUGGAUAUAUUUGGAAAGAUAUUUCUUGAAUGCGAACAAAUAGUGAAAUAAGGGUUAUUAUAAUGUGGAUUUGACUAUGGGCUCUUUUAAGAAGCGUAGAAAUGGUCUGGUAAAAAAACCUUCAACCUAAAAAAUGAUGAUUUUUUAGUAAUUCCAAAUACUAUUUUAAAUAGUGAAGUAAUUUUUGAUCUUGGCUGGGAUACCAGAUGCGAAAAAGAUUCUUCCAUAAUAGCAUUUGAUUAGGAAGGAAAUAUGAUAGAAAAUAUCUACUCUACAAAAGUGAAUAGUGAAAUCUAGUCUAAUGUCCUUCAUGGAGAUAAUUAGACAGCAAUAGGAGAUAGUGAGGAUGAAGUAAUAACUAUCAAUUUUAAAUAAGUAGAUUAGAGAGUAGAUACAAUUUGGUUUGUAAUUACAAUAUAUUCUAAAGGAAUGAAUUUUAGUGAUGUCUCUGGUACUUAUUUUAGAUUGGUAGAUAAAAAAACUAAUAAAGAGUUUUGUAGAUAUAAUCUUUCUGAAAAAUCUUCAAAUUAUUCUACUCAUAACGGAUGUAUUAUGGCAUGUAUUAAAAGGUAUUAAAAAAAUGUCUGGGCUAUUUAACCAAAAGGCUUCUUGACAUAAGGUCAAAGAUUUUCAAGCGAAGUAGCGCCAAUAAUUAAAAACAUUUUAAGUGGUAAUCUUAGCGAAAUAGUAAUUAUAAAUGAAGGGGAAAACUAACUUAAGACUGAAAAUUAAUAAGUAGAAAAAUAAAUGAUACCUCAAUAAUAAUUAUAAUAAUCAUUAAAAGCAUAUGAAAACAACAUUACAAUAAUUGAAGACUCUGAAAUGGAAUAAUAGUAAGAAGAAAAAUCACAAAUAUAAUAUUAACUUUUAUUGUAAAAUGAAUAUGAAAGUAACAAUAAAAUAUUUUUAGUUUCUUAAAUGAGUUUAUUAUUGUAAAACUAAAAAAAUAUGAAUCCUUAUAUUACUGUUAGUUUAAAUUAAAAGUAGGUACUUAAAACAAUAGUAAAAAAAAAUGAAUUAAACCCUAAUUGGUCUGAAAAAAUUUAAUUGACUUUAAAAGAAGGAGAUAUUUUAAACUUUAAAGUACACAGUAAUAAAAAAUUUUACUUUGAUACUUUUUUAGGUUAAUCAAAAAUUAUAAUAACCAAAGAUAUCCUUGACAAGAAUAAUGAAUAAAAUUAUGAGUACUAAUUAAUGGAUUCUCAAAACAACUUAAAUUCAAAUUACUAAAUUUAGAUUAAAUUUAAAUUAUAAAGUAUUCAAUAAUAAUCUUAGUAAUGCUGA
Molecule: messenger RNA, 1764 nt
Organism: Tetrahymena thermophila SB210
Lineage: Eukaryota; Ciliophora; Oligohymenophorea; Hymenostomatida; Tetrahymenidae
Product: bacterial stress protein
Exons: 1
Source: RefSeq, a predicted model, not a curated record